CCCCUAGAAAAGUAAUUGUAGGAUUAAAGUCCACUGUUUCUUACACAUAAUCUUAUAUAAAAUGAUACUGCGGUCACCUAGAAACACAUACCAACAAAUUAAAGCUUCUGUUUAUUCCAAAAUGCCCAAGUCAGAGGCACAAGAGAACCAACGCCCAGCAGGAUAUCCAUCUGCGGAACCCCUAGCUGCUCAAAAGAAGUGUUUCCCUCGUACAAAGAAGAAAGGAGAUAGAGGCUUCAUUGAGGGAUGCCUGUUCGCGCUUUGCUGCUGUUGGCUCUGCGAAACUUGCUUCUAGAUAAUGCUUUCAAGGAUCAUGAUUCUGAUACUUGGUUGAAUACUGUCGAUUGUGGGCCUUACUGCUAUUCUAUGAGUUUGAUCAUAUGCUGUAAUAAAGUAGAGAAGUCUUAAAUCUACUAAAGAAUCUGUGGAAGUGUUCAUUGUAUUUUUUGGUCAGACCCACGUUCAUCAUCUUCAUUUAAAAGAUUUUUCUCUAAUCUGUCUUUGUUUUUCUUUAUAUGCUUCCUGAAAAAGAGAAAGAUUUUCAAGGCUGGAAUUAAAUUAGCAUAUUCAGUAGCCUAAAAGAGAAGAACAAGCUUGAGUUCAGCUUACAGGAAAGGCCUAUGGCUUAAUACUAACCUGAAAAUUAAAACAUUUGAAGUUCUCACUUCUGCCAAUGAAAUCUGCUAGCUCCAACUAAAAUAGGUCCGACGAGUAAAAUACGGAAUCCAAAAUCCAUAAAACCAACAUCAAGGUAUAAGUAGCAUGGCCAAGGUUUAAGGAUAAUAUCCAAUCGAUAAACCCAACAUAACCAGAGACGGAUCUAGGGUGGAAUCAC
Molecule: messenger RNA, 835 nt
Organism: Durio zibethinus
Lineage: Eukaryota; Viridiplantae; Streptophyta; Magnoliopsida; Malvales; Malvaceae
Product: cysteine-rich TM module stress tolerance protein
Cellular component (GO): plasma membrane
Source: RefSeq, a predicted model, not a curated record